AUGGCGACCCUGGCCGAGAGGCUCGAGAAGAUCAAGUCCCCCAAGCUGCAGAACCAGCACCAUACUGCUGUAGUUCUGUCUGCUGUGGAAGAUACGCUACGGGACCAGAAAGCAGAUUUCUCACCUACUGCCUAUUUUGCCGCGCUUUUAGCACUUCUCUCGCAGUCGCUUUCUGCCUCUCAAGGCAUCGUGAAUAAGGACCUAGCGACUUCAGUUGUCUAUCUACUCGACAUCACGACCACCUAUGUCCCCGCUCCUAUUCUCCAAUCCAAAUUCACCCAGAUCCUCUCCAACCUCGCGCCUGCGCUCUCCCUUCCAGAAGUCGAAGCUCCGCUUCUUCGUCCCUCUAUCGGUUGUCUCGAGUCUGUACUCAUCGCUCAGGACGUAGCGUCAUGGAAUCUCCCUCAUACCCAGGUCGGCCCCCGGCGGGCUAUUGCAGGACUUCUCAGUUUGUCUGUAGACCACCGUCCCAAAGUGCGCAAGAGAGCUCAAGAUGCUUUGAUCAAGGUUCUUAAGACACCCCCACCCAGCCCCUCUCUCGACCACCCGGCUGCAGAUAUGUGUGCAGAGACUGCGCUGCGAACCCUCGGCGAUAGCAUUACCGCGGCGUCGAAGCAAAAGCGUGGUCGCAAUGACCCUCAGGGCCGGGAGAGCAGUGAUCCUCUCGUUAUCCAUUCUUUGCAGUUGGUAAAAACAGUUGCGGUUGCGUCGGGAGGUUGGCCCAGCAAGAAGAUUGAGCCUUUGUGUGAGCUGUUGAUGAACGCAUCCCGGUCCAGCAACGAAUAUAUUACCAUGGGUGCUUUCGAAGUUUUCGAGGUUAUCUUCUCCAGCAUGGCCAACGAGUUUACUUCCUCCAAGCUUCCACGUCUUCUUGAUGCCAUUUCUGAAUUGAAGCCCGCACAGAACGACUCCCAGCUACUGCCGCCUUGGAUUGCUGUGCUUUCCCGCGGGUAUGAUGUAUCCGCCCAAAUUGCGCCCGAAGACACAUUUGAGAAACUACCCGACCUGUUCAACAUGAUCUCCAGCUAUCUCGCAUCUCCCUCUAGCAACAUUCGAGUGUCCGCAUCGGAGUGUCUUGUUUCGUUCGUCGCCAACUGUAUUCCGGCCAACGUCAUCCUUGAACCAUCGGUCUACGACGAGAAGACCUUGGAGAAGCUUGCGAAAUCCGCAAAAGAUCUGCUUUCAGUGAAAUACCAAGCCGCGUGGAUGGAAGUGUUCAAUGUCUGUGCUGCCAUGUUUGAGAGUUUCAAGUGGCAAUCUAGCCCCUUCCUAGACGAUGUCGUCCGGACCGUCGGAGAGCUGCGCAGUAACGAGGCUUUCCAGGGAAAGAAGCAAGCGGAUAACGUUCUGGGUGCCGCGGUUGAGGCUAUGGGCCCUGAAGCUGUUCUGGAGAUUUUACCACUUAAUCUGAUUGAGCAGAAGCCCGGCCAACCUGGUCGCGUUUGGUUCCUCCCAAUUCUUCGCGACAGCGUAACCAACACGAAUUUGCGCCACUUCCGCUCUGAGUUUGUCCCUCUUAGUGAAAUUCUCUACCAGAGGGUUAUGGAGUACGCAUCCGCAGAGAAGUCAACGGAAGUGAAGAUUUUCGAAACCUUAGUCCAGCAAACAUGGGCGAUCCUCCCUGGAUAUUGCGAGCUUCCGCUUGAUUUGACUGAAUCGUUCGAUCAAAACUUUGCAGAGCUCCUGUCUAACAUUUUGUACAAACAGACCGACUUGCGGGUGGACAUCUGCAAGGCACUCCAAAACCUAGUCGAGUCGAACCAAGCUAUCUUGUCUAUUGAAAAUGAGGAAGAUGAUUUGAUUCUGCAACGCAGAAUUACCAAGGAUGCUGCUAUGAAGAACAUUGCGCAUUUGGCCGGCUUUGCCAGCAAUCUCCUGGCAGUUCUUUUCAACGUGUACAGCCAAACUUUGCCGCAUUACAGAGGCUACAUUCUCCAGUGCAUUAACGCGUAUUUGAGCGUUGCACCCGAGAAGGAACUGAAUGAGACAUUCGAACGGGUGACUUCCAUGCUUGAAUCCUCCGUGACAUCGGAGCAGGAGGCAGCCAAGCAAGGAAACCAGCCUACGAAUUCAGGAGACAAGAUGCCACCAACUUCACACACACUCAUCGAUCUGGUCAUUGCUAUGUCAAUCUAUCUGCCUCGUUCGAGCUUCGCUACCCUCUUUGCCCUUGCAGCUGCGGUCUUGAACGGUGGCACGAGUGAUCAGCAGCUGAUCAAGAAGGCCUACAAGCUGAUUCCACGCCUGGCUACAACGGAGACAGGAGCAGCUGCGCUAAGAGAACGGAAUGCAGAGCUCCAGGGCCUCGUGCUUGCUACAGCCGACAAGACCCCGGCUUCCGCGCGCAGAGACCGCAUGCUCGCCAUUCACGAACUUGUCACACAUCUCCCAACUUCCGAUCUCCAUUUCAUCCCUUCAAUCCUAUCUGAGGUUGUGCUGGGCUGCAAAGAGAGCAACGAAAAGGCCCGUACUGCUUCAUUCGACAUGCUUAUCCACCUUGCGAAGAGAACCAUCGACUCUGAGCUGAACCCGCCGGGAACUAAGAUUCGGAACUCGCUGGUUUCCCAUAUGCCCGACGAUGCUCCUGACGCUCCUGCAACCAUUGAAGAAUUCUUCACAAUGGUCUCUGCGGGACUUGCUGGUAGCUCCCCACACAUGGUUGCCGCUUCGGUUACGGCGCUCUCUCGUCUCUUCUUCGACUUCCAUAAGGACAUCCAACCAGCCAUGCGGAUUGAUCUUGUCCAGACCGUGGAACUUUUCCUUACCAGUAACAACCGGGAGAUCGUGCGAUCAGUCCUUGGUUUCGUCAAGGUAGCCGUUGUCGUACUUCCGGACGACGCGCUUCGCUCACGUCUGAGCACCCUUGUGCCGAACCUCAUGGUAUGGAGCAAGGAGCACAAGGGUCGUCUUAAGAGCAAGGUAAAGGGAAUUCUCGACCGACUGAUUCGCCGAUUCGGAGCCGCUCCGCUUGAAGAACUUGUUGGUGAAGCAGACCGGAAACUAGUAGUCAACAUCCGUAAGCUACGUGAGCGACGCAAAAAGAAGAAGAACCAAGAAGGCGGCGAAGAUGAGGACGAGGAAGAAGCCCCUGCAGCCGCCGAGAAGAGCAGCAAAUCCUUCGGCAAUGCAUUCGACAAGGCGGUCUACGACUCUGACUUCUCCGACUCAGACGACGACGCCAGCGAGAUCAGCGUCGACGAGGAAGGCGAGACACACGUACAGCACAAGGGCCGGAAGGGCAAGAAGGCGAGCAAACAGAGCGAGCAGUAUAUCCGUGAAGGCUCCCCUGAGGAUAAUCCUCUGGAUCUGCUCGGAUCCGAUGCCCUCGCCAAAAUCUCCACCACGAAACCCAGCGUGCGCUUCCUAAACACAGGCCCUGGAUCUCGGCGGAAGCGCUCCGCCAAGGUCGAUUCUGACGGCCGUCUUAUCCUCGGCGGUGAUGAGGGUGACGAUAUGGAUAUGUCGGGCGGUCUUGACGGCGAUAACGCUGGCGGUAGCGGAAUCAACGCUUACGUGGAGGCUGUUAGCGGGCCGGACGCCAUCCGCCGCGGUCAACGUGGAAAGAUUAAGAUGGCUCAGUCCCAGAAGAAGAAGUCCCAGCGCGGGGACGAAAUGGAUGUUGACGACGACAAUAACAACGCUGAAAACCAACAAUCCUCUUCAUUCCGAGGUGGACGAGGAGGACGAGGAGGACGAGGAGGCGGAAGAGGAGGCUCAGGCCCUGGUCCUAACCAACCCGGUCGUCGAGGCUUGGGUAUGCCGAAAACCCAUGGGCCUAGCGGAAUUCAGAAACGGAGAAACGACCGCGGGAAGCCCGGGCAAAGUGGGCGAGGCGGAAUCCGUGUUGGGCGGCGCAGAUAA
Molecule: messenger RNA, 3861 nt
Organism: Aspergillus puulaauensis
Lineage: Eukaryota; Fungi; Ascomycota; Eurotiomycetes; Eurotiales; Aspergillaceae
Product: mRNA-binding protein RRP12
Exons: 3
Coding region: 1-3861 (1286 amino acids)
Source: RefSeq, a predicted model, not a curated record